AUGUUCGAAGCAGUUGAAAUCGACAACUCUCUAUCACUACCCCCUUCGACAUCCCGGACAGCAAUACUGCUCACAGAAGCGAUGGCGCCCAGGAAGAGGAAGAAGCAGCAGCGUGAGCUUCGCGCACAGAACUUGACCGAAUUAUCCAAGAAGCACGAUCUCAACCCUCUUCUGCCGGCGGACGGUAAAACGGCUCGUCUCCCAUCGUACUAUCUUGCAGCUUCGCAACCACAGCUGGAGGAUUUGGUACGCUCCUCGAAGCAAGCGACUCUCGGAGACCGCUUCCACUCUCUCCCGACUGAGCUCCGGCUUCACAUAUUCUCCUUCCUCGCCUGCCAACCCGUGAAAUGGAAGAUGACCCACCAGGAAGGCUGCAACAAGACUCCACCCAUGGUCAACGACAUGCCAGGCGACGGAUCCCCAAACGCCAAGGCAUUCUUCGAUACCUGCAUCCGCUGCAUGAGCGCUCACUGGCAUACUGUGCUUCCCCUAUCAAGGCGCGACAACCCUGCUCGUAAGGCCUGGCGCAACCCAUGGCGCAGUCGUUGGGCACCGGAAGUGGCGAAUGAGUUUAUGGGCUCCGACUGCUGGGAUGAGAACUUCCGACCACGACCAUGUCCUCAGAGCAUCACGACUGCCAUUGAAAAGGGGCAACUGCCUUGUUUGUGUGCUCGGAGGCAGAACUUGGAGGUGAUGUUGGUUUGUAGGCAGUGGCGAGAGGAAGCAGGGCGGCUCUUCUACUCAAGCAACACCUUCGCCUUCGAAGAUGCGGUGACCUUUGUCGACUUCGUGGACAACCUACCCGAUCACUGGCGAUCGUUGGUUACAAAGGUCAGCAUCCUAAAGCACCGACCAGUCGAGUCGUCUGAUAUGGCGCCAUCAACCACGAAGAUCCAGUGGAUGCUCUUUUCGUUUGAGUCUCCCAGGCAGCUCUCACCACUCUGGUCAGCUUUGCGUCGCCUUCCAUCACUAUCCCACCUGGAACUGGAUGCCCUGUUCCUUACCCGCGCCCCCAUCGUCAAGUCCCUCCUUCGCCUGGGACUUCAAAACCUGCGAAGCGUGCGCUUCGUGCUCCGCGAACUUUCUAAGUGGAUUUCCGAGCCUCCGGAGACAAGCGAUCCACAGUACAUCUGGCCCAGAUACGCUAGCUCACGCUACCUCACCGGCGGCCUAGCAGAACAAGUCGCAGCAGCGAUCAAAGGCCAGCGGAAGGCUUGGCUGAAGGUCACCGGCAACGUGGAGAGGGCUGUAGAGAGAGAACGUGAAGUGUUGACCGCGUUCUUCGAGCAAGAGGCUAAUAGAAUGUUGCGAUUCAACGGCCGGGUCAAACGUACAGCGGCAGUUUUCGACGAAGCACUGCACUAUGACGAGAGCGUCGAAGAAUGGGCUCGGCUUUGGGAUCAAUGCGGCAGUGCUGCGAGGCCGGUGUACGCUUACCUUCCCAUGCCAGUGCGGCCAGCGAUACCCACCGAGUCACCGGAGGGAGACGAGCGGUCUGAUGAAGAAGUGCCGUGCGCGGCAGACCUCCCAUACCCUGAGAGCGAGAUGAGUGACGAGGAGAUGGCUAUCGAUAUUUUCGAUUGA
Saxophila tyrrhenica is the source of this 1584-nucleotide messenger RNA. RefSeq lists its product as uncharacterized. Lineage: Eukaryota; Fungi; Ascomycota; Dothideomycetes; Mycosphaerellales; Extremaceae. The record is from RefSeq and is a predicted model, not a curated record. The transcript is spliced from 2 exons. Bases 1 to 1584 code for a protein of 527 amino acids.